Daucus carota subsp. sativus is the source of this 4456-nucleotide messenger RNA. Its product is annotated as ABC transporter B family member 1. Gene Ontology annotation, biological process: transmembrane transport. The transcript has 10 exons. Gene Ontology annotation, cellular component: plasma membrane. NCBI's taxonomy places the organism in Eukaryota, Viridiplantae, Streptophyta, Magnoliopsida, Apiales, Apiaceae. The record is from RefSeq and is a predicted model, not a curated record. Bases 269 to 4345 code for a protein of 1358 amino acids. Gene Ontology annotation, molecular function: ATP binding; ABC-type transporter activity; ATP hydrolysis activity.
UUGUGGUCAAACACCCAAUCUUAAGUUUACAGGUAGUAUUCCUUUUCAUUGUUUGCCCUCUUCUCAUCAACCGUCACUUUCUCCUCCUGUUGCUGUGUUUUCACACCACUCUUCUUUACUACCACAAAACUACAAACCCCUAGUUAAAAAACUCAAGUAAUAAAUUAACUAAACUGCAGCUACAUCCUCUUCACACACACACAUAUAUAAACAUGGUAUAAGUAGGGGAAGUUAGGGUGGUUUGUUUAGGAAACCAUACUAAAACACAAUGGCACAAGAUCCUGAACAAGAGAGAAAGUCCAGUACUACUAGCCCAAGAAUCAGCAUCUCUGCAAAGCGCAAAUUCUAUGAGUUUCUUGGGAUUGAGCUCAGUGUUGCAGCUCCUCAACAAGAUGAAAACAACCCAUCAUCAUCUUCAUCAGCAGAAACAACAGCUGCAGCUGAAGGGUUAGAAGGGUCAGAAGAUAAAGAAAAGAAUGACAAGAAAAGCAAGAAAAAGGAGAAAAUGGAGGUGAAGAAAACAGAUGAGGAGAAGAAGGCUCUGUUGCCUUCAGUUGGGUUCAUGGAGCUUUUCAGAUUUGCAGAUAGAUUAGAUUAUGUUUUGAUGGGUAUUGGGAGUGUGGGGGCUUUUGUUCAUGGCUCUGCUUUGCCUUUGUUUCUUAGGUUCUUUGCUGAUCUUGUUAAUUCUUUUGGUGCCAAUGUUAAUAAUCCUGAUAAAAUGACCCAUGAAGUUGUCAAGUAUGCAUUUUACUUUCUUGUAGUUGGAGCUGCAAUAUGGGUUUCUUCAUGGGCAGAGAUUGCUUGUUGGAUGUGGACCGGAGAGAGACAAACGACCAGAAUGAGAGUUGAGUACCUUGAAGCAGCUUUGAAUCAGGAUGUACAAUUUUUCGAUACAGAAGUUAGAACAUCAGAUGUUGUUUUUGGAAUUAACACAGAUGCAGUUAUGGUCCAAGAUGCCAUUAGUGAGAAGUUGGGAAAUUUCAUUCAUUAUAUGGCAACUUUUGCUUCUGGAUUCAUUGUCGGUUUUACAGCUGUUUGGCAGUUAGCACUGGUCACAUUGGCAGUGGUUCCUGUUAUAGCUGUAAUUGGAGGAGUUCAUACCACUACAUUAUCUAAACUCUCCGCAAAGAGUCAAGAAGCUCAAUUAGAAGCUGGCAAUAUUGCCGAGCAGAAUAUAGCUCAAAUUCGGACUGUAAUUGCAUAUGUUGGUGAGUCCAGAGCAUUAAAAGCAUACUCAUGUGCUUUAAAGAUCUCUCAGAGGCUUGGAUAUAAGACCGGGCUAUCAAAGGGAUUGGGUUUAGGUGCUACAUACUUCACUGUGUUUUGUUGUUAUGCACUUUUACUCUGGUAUGGGGGUUAUCUGGUCAGGCAUCAUUAUACCAAUGGAGGGCUUGCCAUAUCAACAAUGUUCGCAGUUAUGAUUGGAGGAAUUGCUUUGGGACAAUCUAUCCCCAGUAUGGCUGCAUUUGCGAAGGCAAGAGUUGCAGCUGCUAAAAUUUUCCGGAUAAUUGACCACAAGCCAACUAUACACAAAAAUAGCAAAUCGGGUUUGGAGUUAGACUCUGUAUUGGGACAAGUGGAGAUAAAAAGUGUGAAUUUCUCAUACCCCGCAAGGCCAGACGUACUAAUACUAAACAAUUUUUCGCUUAGCGUUCCAGCCGGUAAGACCAUAGCAUUGGUGGGAAGUAGUGGCUCUGGAAAAAGUACGGUGGUUUCCCUCAUUGAAAGGUUCUACGAUCCAACCUCGGGUCAAGUUUUGCUAGAUGGUAAUGAUAUAAAGACAAUGAAGCUUGAAUGGCUAAGGGAGCAAAUUGGGCUGGUGAGCCAGGAACCAGCUUUGUUUGCUACUUCUAUUAAAGAAAAUAUACUCUUGGGUAGACCAGAUGCAACUUUAGAAGAGAUCGAAGAAGCUGCCAGAGUUUCCAAUGCCCAUUCUUUUAUUAUCAAGCUGACAGAUGGUUACGACACUCAGGUUGGGGAAAGAGGGCUGCAACUGUCAGGUGGACAGAAACAGAGAAUAGCAAUAGCCAGAGCAAUGCUUAAAAAUCCAGCAAUCUUGCUUUUGGAUGAGGCAACUAGUGCACUAGACUCUGAGUCAGAAAAACUUGUACAAGAAGCGCUUGACUGUUUCAUGAUCGGGAGGACAACUCUUGUGAUUGCCCACCGGUUAUCAACCAUAAGGAAAGCUGAUUUAGUUGCUGUUCUGCAGCAGGGUAGUGUUUCUGAAAUUGGAACACAUGAUGAACUUUUUGCCAAAGGAGAGAAUGGAACAUAUGCCAAGCUCAUCCGCCUACAGGAAAUUGCUCAUGAAACUGCACUCAAUAAUGCAAGAAAGAGCAGUGCAAGGCCUUCGAGUGCAAGGAACUCAGUGAGUUCACCUAUAAUGACCCGAAACUCCUCUUACGGCAGAUCGCCAUAUUCACGUCGAUUAUCUGAUUUCUCUAAUUCUGACUUUAGCCUAUCCAUAGAUGGGUCAUAUCCCAGCUAUCGCCUUGAAAAACUUCCAUUUAAGGAGCACGCUAGUUCCUUUUGGCGCCUUGCCAAAAUGAACUCUCCUGAGUGGACUUAUGCCUUAGUUGGUUCUAUAGGUUCAGUUGUCUGUGGCACCCUUAGUGCCUUCUUUGCAUAUGUUUUGAGUGCUGUUCUUAGUGUUUACUACAAUCAAGAUCAUGCUUACAUGAUAAGAGAAAUCGGAAAAUACUGUUACCUCUUGAUUGGGGUUUCCUCGGCUGCAUUGAUAUUUAACACAAUGCAACAUUUCUUCUGGGAUGUUGUGGGAGAAAAUUUGACAAAACGAGUAAGAGAGAAAAUGCUGGCAGCCGUGCUGAAAAAUGAAAUGGCCUGGUUCGAUAAAGAGGAAAAUGAGAGCUCUAGGAUUGCUGCAAGGCUGGCUCUUGAUGCCAAUAAUGUCAGAUCAGCAAUUGGGGAUCGAAUUUCAGUGAUUAUGCAGAACGCAGCGCUCUUGGUAGUUGCAUGCACAGCAGGAUUUGUCUUGCAAUGGCGGCUUGCUCUUGUCCUUAUGGCCGUUUUCCCUCUAGUUGUUGCAGCCACAAUUUUGCAGAAGAUGUUCAUGGAAGGAUUCUCCGGAGACCUGGAAGCUAUUCAUGCUAAAGCCACACAAUUGGCUGGCGAAGCUGUGGCAAAUGUAAGAACCAUUGCUGCCUUCAAUUCGGAAUCCAAAAUUGUGGCACUUUACAUCUCCAACCUCCAAGCGCCAUUGCGUCGCUGUUUUUAUAAAGGCCAGAUUGCUGGAUGUGGGUAUGGAAUUGCUCAAUUUCUACUAUAUGCUUCAUAUGCCCUUGGUCUUUGGUAUUCUUCCUGGCUAGUAAAGCAUGGGAUCUCCGACUUCUCAAAAACGAUCCGAGUAUUUAUGGUUCUUAUGGUCUCAGCAAAUGGUGCAGCUGAAACACUUACACUGGCUCCCGACUUCAUCAAGGGUGGCCAAGCUAUGCAGUCCGUCUUUGAUCUCAUUGAUCGCAAAACUGAAAUUGAGCCAGAUGAUCCAGAUUGUACUGUUAUGCCUAGUAGCAUUCGCGGAGAUGUGGACUUAAAACACAUAGAUUUUUGUUAUCCUUCCCGCCCUGAUAUAUUAGUUUUCCGUGACCUUUCCCUCCGUGCUCGAGCUGGCAAAACCCUUGCCCUCGUUGGUCCAAGUGGAUGUGGAAAGAGUUCAGUCAUUGCACUUGUACAAAGAUUCUACGAGCCAUCAUCUGGGCGGGUUAUGAUUGAUGGGAAGGACAUCCGAAAGUACAAUUUGAAGUCACUGCGACACCACAUUGCAGUGGUUCCUCAAGAGCCUUGCCUAUUUGCUACCACAAUAUACGAGAACAUAGCUUAUGGACAUGAAUCAGCAACUGAAGCCGAGAUAAUUGAAGCAGCAACACUAGCAAAUGCCCACAAGUUCAUCUCUUCAUUACCCGAGGGUUACAGAACAUUUGUGGGGGAAAGAGGUGUUCAGUUAUCAGGAGGACAAAAGCAAAGAAUAGCUAUUGCUCGCGCUUUCAUAAGGAAAGCAGAGCUCAUGCUCCUAGAUGAAGCCACAAGUGCACUUGAUGCAGAAUCUGAAAUGAGUGUGCAAGAGGCUCUUGAGCGUGCUUGCUCGGGAAAGACCACCAUUGUGGUUGCUCAUCGCUUAUCUACAAUAAGAAAUGCUAAUGUCAUUGCAGUUAUAGAUGACGGAAAAGUGGCAGAACAAGGUUCUCACUCGCAUCUUCUUAAAAACUAUCCCGAUGGAUGUUAUUCGCGUAUGAUACAGCUGCAGAAGUUUUCACACGGCCAACCCACCAUAAACAUAGCGUCUGGAUCAAGCUCUUCGAUACUUCUCAAAGAAGACGGGGUUCACUAAAAGUAAAAUCCAUUAUAACAAGCAAUUGUUUUUGUACUUUCUGGUAUAGUAUAGUUUUGUGAAUUUACAUGAUUACUUACCAUAGUAUAUGUUCUUGUUUAGCUUUUUAAA